CCUGGCCCGGGGGCCGCUGGCCCUGGUGCAGAAGCACGUCAGAGCCGUCCUGCGGAACAAGCUGUGCCUGAGCAUCUCCAACCUGGUGCAGGGCCUCAAUGUCCACCUGGGCACUUUAAUUGGUUUCUGGAUAGAGGAGGCGUUGGGAGGUAAGGCUAAGGAUGCCAUCUUUUCUCCUUCAUUCUGCUUUUGUGUAGGCCUCAACCCUGUGGGUCCAGAGUCCCAGAUCCGCUACGCCAUGGUCAACGUGCCCAAGGUCACGAAGGACUACAUCUCCUUGGAUAUCAACGCCGUUCUCUUCCUGCUGGGCAAGCCCAUUGUCCUGCCCGUGGAUGCCACCCCCUUCGUGCUGCCGCUGCACGUGGGCACCGACGGAGCCAUGGCAGCCGUGGGCCUCUCCCAGGACCUGUUUGACUCUGUCCUCCUGCUGAUGCAGAAGGCUGGGGCCCUCAACCUGGACAUCACAGGGCAGCUGGAGUCGGACGACAAUCUCCUGAACACAUCCGUGCUGGGCCGGCUCAUCCCUGAGGUGGCCCGCAGGUUCCCCAAGCCCAUGCCGGUGGCGCUCAAGGUGCAGCUGGGUGCCACGCCCGUGGUCAUACUUCACACCCACAAUGCCACGCUUCAGCUGCAGCCCUUCGUGGAGGUCCUGGCUGUGGCUUCCAACUCGGCUUUCCAGUCCCUCUUCUCCUUUGAUAUGGUUGUGAACCUGAGCCUCCAGCUCUCUGUGUCCAAGGUGAAGCUUCGGGGAACCACAUCUGUGCUGGGGGACAUCCAGCUCACCGUGGCCUCUUCCAAUGUGGGCUUCAUUGAUACAAAUCAAGUGCACCCACUCAUGGACGCCGUGUUCAAGAGGCCGCUGCUGGAUCACCUCAACGCUCUCCUGGGCAUGGGGGUCGCCCUCCCCAACGUGGUCAACCUCCACUACGCCAACCCUGAGGUCUUUGUCUACGAGGGCUACGUCGUGAUAUCCAGCGGACUCUUCUACCAGCGCUGAGGUGGGACCACCAGGGCAGCCGAGAGGGGGCCAGCUCCCUGCCUGGGAAACUGAGGCAAAGCCACAUUUAACCAUCACUGUCAAGCUGGAUGAUCCAGCCGGGCUGUUUAAUCUCCACUGGGUGCCUGAGCUCCCCUCCCUCCUUCCCUCCCUCCCUCCCCUUUCCCCCCCGGCCCGCCUCUGUCCCUGUGAGCCCCAGACCGCUCCUCCAGGCUGUACAGACC
Hyaena hyaena (striped hyena) is the source of this 1221-nucleotide messenger RNA. RefSeq names its product BPI fold-containing family B member 2-like. The annotation marks the transcript as partial. The record is from RefSeq and is a predicted model, not a curated record. Gene Ontology annotation, molecular function: lipid binding. Lineage: Eukaryota; Metazoa; Chordata; Mammalia; Carnivora; Hyaenidae. The transcript is spliced from 11 exons.